CACGCCAUUAGACAGCUAAGGGGCGGGGCCCAGGCUUGGGGGGCGGGGCGCGAAGCCUCGCAAGCAGAGGCCGAGGCCGAGGCUGAGCGCCCGGGAGGCGGGGUCGAGAUCGGCGGCUCUCGGGGCUCGGUCCCCCCUCGGUCUGUCCGCCCGCCCUUUGUUGACCUGUCGGUGUGUCCUGAACCGCUGCCGUCAUGGAUUUGUCUUCAGGCCUGGGUGCUUCGCUCUUGAUUGCGAUCUUGGUAAUUGGUGCAUCAAUAUUACUGCUGUCUUUAAGGAACUUGGGAUCUCCGAAGAAGAAAGAACUUAUCACGUUACUGGAUCCAAAUACAAAAUAUCCACUGCCCCUGAUUGAAAAACAGGAACUCAGCCAUGACACCAAGAUGUUCCGGUUUGGACUUCCUACAUCAGACCACGUUUUAGGGCUCCCUAUAGGUCAACAUGUUUAUCUCUCUGCCAAAGUCAAUGGCAAUCUAGUGAUCCGGGCUUAUACUCCUGUUUCUAGUGAUGAAGUAAAAGGCUAUGUGGACCUUGUUGUUAAGAUUUACUACAAAAAUGUGCACCCUAAGUUUCCUGAGGGGGGAAAGAUGUCUCAGUACCUGGAUAACAUGAAGAUAGGGGAUACCAUUGAUUUCCGAGGGCCAAACGGGCUCCUGGUUUAUAAUGGAUCAGGUAAGCUGUCCAUCAGACCAGAUAAGAAGAGUGAACCAAAGAUGAAGUUUGCCAAGAAUUUGGGAAUGAUUGCUGGUGGGACAGGAAUAACACCAAUGCUACAGCUGAUUCGGCACAUUACCAAGGAUCCUGCAGAUGGUACCAAGUGCUCCCUUAUCUUUGCUAAUCAGACUGAAGAAGAUAUCCUACUGAGAGCAGAACUAGAGGAAGUGGUGAAGAGUCAUCCGAACCAGUUUAGACUGUGGUACACUCUGGACAGGCCUCCUAAUGAUUGGAAGUAUAGCUCUGGAUUUAUUAAUGCAGACAUGAUCAAGGACCAUCUACCACCACCAGGAGAUGAUACCCUCAUUUUGAUGUGUGGUCCUCCUCCAAUGAUCCAGUUUGCCUGUCAACCCAACCUGGAAAAACUGGGCUAUGCUCAAGACAAGACUUUUGCAUACUGACAAAUUACUAUUACAGCUAGUAAAUGUAUCUUGGUAUUUUUUUGUAUCGAAUUUCAAACUGUCUUGUUCAAAUGACUCAGCCUGUUCUAAAAUAGUAUAGUUUUAAAAAUGUUAAAAUAAGUAGUUUUCAAAAUGAUCUUCUCUCAGAAUGAGAAUUUAAAAACAUAUACAAAACUUUUUGCUCCUGUCUUGUUAUCUGGUCUGAGAUUUACAUAUGCUCUUCAUGUGUCGUGGUCAGGGACCACAGCCUGAGAAGGUACGCCUAAGGGAUUCAGUAUUCAUAUUAGAUCCAAAUGAUAAAGGAUUAUAAUAGAUUUUAAAACAGCAUUUGGAUCAAUACUUUAAUGAAAUAAAAUUUGUGUAAAAUAAAACUUAAAGUCUUGUGUGUGUUGCAGAUGCAUGUAAAUUUUUGACCCACAAUCCAAGAAAUAGGUCAUUAUCAAGAACUUUGGAUGCUAAAAAGCUAUUAAGCUUUUAUUAGUAUUUAUUUUCCUAGCAUAGUCUUUAAGAGAACUAUAGACAGGCAGAGAAUUCUUAGGGCUUUCAUACAAAAUAGAUCAAAAAUUAAUUUCUGGAAAAAUUAAAUGGACCCCCUUUUAUAGAAAUAUUAAAAUCCAAGUUUUCCAAAGGCAUUUUGGAAUAGGAGUGGGGAUGGUAGUUAGGAAGGAAAACAACUAAGAGUGAGUGAACACUUGACAAUAAUGAAUGACGGGGCAUCUCCCUCCCUUUAGUUACUGACACCAGUUUUGUAGGAACCCAUUGCAGUUAGCAGCAGCUGAAAGGUUGCUGUCUAGAUGAAGUCUCACAAUUUGUUUAGUCAUUCUCCAUUCAGUGGUCAUCUAUUUUAUUCCCAAUUUUUGCCACCGCAACAAAUGUCACCAUGAUGUAUAUGGGGCCUUUAUUCUUGUCAAUGACCUUUUUGAACCAAAGGAUUACAUUUUAGUCACUUUAUUUGCUUAAUUCUAAAUUGUUUUCCAAAAUAGUUGUAUUGAGUUACAUGUUUUUGUUAGUUUUUAAUCUGUAAUAGAGACUGCCAUUGGAGAAAAAAAUUCCAUUAUAAACACCUAAAGAAACAGGUAAUUCCCCCCUCCCCUUUUUUUUAGGGGGGAGAAUAUAUAAUUUUAAAAUUUUUAUUAAUAUUUUUCCAAAUACACAAAGAUAGUUUUCAACAUUCACCUUUGCAAAACUUGAAACAAGUAAUUCUCAAAGGGAUUUUCCCAAAA
Messenger RNA from Sarcophilus harrisii (Tasmanian devil), 2338 nucleotides. RefSeq names its product NADH-cytochrome b5 reductase 2. Gene Ontology annotation, molecular function: oxidoreductase activity; FAD binding. Gene Ontology annotation, cellular component: mitochondrion. The transcript has 9 exons. Lineage: Eukaryota; Metazoa; Chordata; Mammalia; Dasyuromorphia; Dasyuridae. The record is from RefSeq and is a predicted model, not a curated record. The coding region runs from base 195 to 1115 and encodes 306 amino acids.